Culex quinquefasciatus (southern house mosquito) is the source of this 2031-nucleotide messenger RNA. Its product is annotated as myb-like protein P. The record is from RefSeq and is a predicted model, not a curated record. NCBI's taxonomy places the organism in Eukaryota, Metazoa, Arthropoda, Insecta, Diptera, Culicidae. The transcript is spliced from 3 exons. Gene Ontology annotation, molecular function: nucleic acid binding; zinc ion binding. The coding region runs from base 1 to 2031 and encodes 676 amino acids.
AUGGUCGUUCAAUUCUGCAUCGAGGACAUUGAUGACACGUUGGGUAAGGCGAAGAAACGUUCAGAGAUCAACACUAGCGGAGAAGAUAACUCGGGUGCAGCGGACGGACAGAACAACGGGACGGCUCACGUCAAUCCGGAUCAAACAGAAAGACGAGACGAAGUGGGAACGGACGGUAACCCGCCGGGCCCAAGUAGCAAUUUCCUAUCAUCGACGCAAUCGGGAAACCGAGGCUUCAACAUGGCGUGGAACAAUCUGUUGAACCAAAACACCACACCCAGAAAUCCAGAACCAUCGCGACAACCAGAUAACCUGGGAAACGAUAACGGAGAUUUGCUAAACAUUUCAGAACGCCUUCCGGGUUACAACGAACACCAGAAUGGAGGACAAGGGACUGUAAACAACAAUAGACAUGGAACGGGAAUAAGCACUGGUCAAAGCCAUCUUGGAGGGCAGGCGAACCAUGGUCUAGGACAGCCACUAAACAGCAACCAAACUGGACUGCAAAGCGGCCAAGGCGCCGGUUUUCUGGGAAAUCUAGCUGAUGGUUUGCUCGGAGGUCAAGGACCCGGAUUUUCCGGAGGUCUUUCACUGGGACGGAACGGAGCUCAAGCGGGUUCAUACGGUGGUCGCGCAACUGGAUUCCAUGCAGGUCUAGCAGCUGGUUUCUACGGAGGCCGGACAGCUGGACUCUCCAAUGGUCAAUCAACCGGUUCCUACGGAGGUCAAACAACUGGAACAGGCGGCGCAAACGGAAGCCAAUCGACAGGGCUUUUUGGAAGACCAACGACGGGACAGGACGGAGGACAAGCAGAUAGCUUUAGAGGAGGUGCUGGAGCAGGGCUUAACAACAAUCAAGGCGGUGAUCCGGGCGCUGGUCAAGCAUCAAGUGCAAACGGAGAUCAAGAAAGGGUGAACGAACGAAACUAUCGCUGGAGGGACGAAUUGUUGAACUGGAUGAGAAUGAACGAACAACAACGACAACAGCAAAUGCAAAACGAACAGUACCAACAACAACAGUACCAGCAGCAACAGUUUGAACAACAACAGUACCAGCAGCAGCAGUAUCAACAACAACAGCAGGAAAUACCAGAAGGCUUGCUUUUGAAAAACAUCAAACAUCUGCUGCAGGACGAUGCGCUAACUUGGCGAGAGUUCCUUCCGGCUAGUCAAGCGUUUGCCAUCAGGGUAGAAGCAUACCAUCGCUUACAAGGAGAGAGUGAGUCUUUCAGCAAGUUCUUCCAAGACAUCUCAACGCUGUUCCAGAACUCCCAACCGCCGAUGAGUGAAACAGAGAUGAUGUUCAUCUUAAAGAAAAACAUGAACGACAUCUACGCGCCGAUUGCAGCGGCCAAUCGAAUGGCAAGCAUGGACAUGCUGGUGCAAGCCUGCAAGGAGUUCGAUGAGCUCAAGAAGAUGCAGAAUGGUCAAAGACGUGUAGUCUUACCUCGGAGUGCACUGCUAGAGCCAACGCUGAGCACGCCACAGUCGACACAGCGCGGUUCCCGAUUCCACAAUCAAUCUCAGCGAUUCGGUCGCGUAAAUGUGGUAGAAACUGAAGAACGACAACAACCAGAUCGAAUGACAAGAGUCGAUCCCAGCCAGCAAGACCAGCGGUGCCAAGAAGAGGACGUCGAAGAAGACGAACGAAUCAAAUUACUAAACGAGCAGGUCAACGCGCUAAGGAUGCGAUUCGACAAGAAGGAAUUUCGAGCUUACCAAACAAACAACGGACAACAUCAGCAACCACAACAGCAGCAACAUCAACAACAACAGCAGAACCCUCACUACCAAGAUCAGCAGCAAGCGGCAAGGUCAUCAACAGAGAACCGAGCAUCACAGGUAGCGAUUUGCUGGAAUUGUGAUGCAGAAGGACACAGAUUCAUGGACUGCGACAAGCAGCAAGUCAUGAUGUUCUGUUAUCGCUGUGGUAGGAAAGGGUACUCGCUGAGGAACUGUCCCGACUGUUUACAAGAGUCGGAAAACAGCCCAGCGGGGAACCAACAGCAGAGGGGAAUGGAUCUCCGCUAG